AUGGCAAAAGGUGUUAGCAAGAUGCGAACUGUACAAGACUUUCCUGAUAUGUUUCCUGACGAGUUACCUGGGUUACCUUCAGACUGCAAAGUGGAGUUUGCCAUUGAGUUCUAUCAUAGUAGUACGUCAGUUUUGCUUAUGACGUACCGCAUGGCACCCAAGCAGCUGAAGAUACAACUUCAGAAGCUACUUGAUAAGGACUGGUGUGUGGUGUACUUUAUUGAUGACAUUCCGGUAUGUUCGCAAACUGAGGAAGAGCACAAUACCCAUCUACGAAUUGUGUUGCAGAUUCUGCGAGAGAAGCAGGUUUUCAUGAAGUACAACAAGUGUGAGUUUUGGCUAAAAGAAGUGACAUUUUUUUGGCACAUCGUUUCAGCUAAAGGGGUUCACAUGGACCCAAAGAAGAUCAAAGAGUUCACAUGGACAGAAGAAAGACAGCAGAGCUUCAACAAGCUUAAAGAUAUCCUCACUAAAGCACUUGUGUUAAUCCAACCAAAACCAGAAAAGGAGUUCAUGAUUUACAAGGAUGCCUCUCAUAGAAGGCUUAGAUGUGUGUUGAUGCAAAAAGGGAAGGUGGUAGCUUAUGCUCUCAGAAAACUGAAGGUUCGUGAGCGUAACUACCAAACCCACGAUUUGGAGCUAGCAACAGUGGUGUUCGAGCUGAAGAUUUGGCAACAUUACUUGAUUAUAGAGAAGUGUACCAUCUAA
This is a messenger RNA of Gossypium raimondii (Peruvian cotton), 708 nucleotides long. RefSeq lists its product as uncharacterized. The coding region runs from base 1 to 708 and encodes 235 amino acids. Lineage: Eukaryota; Viridiplantae; Streptophyta; Magnoliopsida; Malvales; Malvaceae. The record is from RefSeq and is a predicted model, not a curated record. The transcript has 3 exons.